Messenger RNA from Ornithodoros turicata, 8933 nucleotides. It is a transcript of the gene Rim, whose product is annotated as regulating synaptic membrane exocytosis protein 2-like. Gene Ontology annotation, cellular component: presynaptic membrane; cytoskeleton of presynaptic active zone. The transcript is spliced from 18 exons. The record is from RefSeq and is a predicted model, not a curated record. NCBI's taxonomy places the organism in Eukaryota, Metazoa, Arthropoda, Arachnida, Ixodida, Argasidae. Gene Ontology annotation, molecular function: small GTPase binding; transmembrane transporter binding. Bases 299 to 4387 code for a protein of 1362 amino acids. Gene Ontology annotation, biological process: calcium ion-regulated exocytosis of neurotransmitter; positive regulation of synaptic transmission; regulation of membrane potential.
GUCGCGGCGAAUAGAAGCGGUGCUCUGGGAUUGGCGUUCGCUUCCACGUGACACGGUGACGUACGUCACUCGUCGGCAGGCAGGGCGCUCGCCGUGGUGGCCGGCCGCGUAGCGUUGCCCUGUGUGUGUGUGCGUCGUGUGAGGAGCCUGGGGCGAUGCGAACGGGCAGCCUCAGGGCCCAGCGGCGUCGGCUUCCCCAUGUGGUCGCGUGAAUCCGUGAGCGAGCAGCGUGUUUUCGUUUCCGCUAUUUGGCGGCCAAAAGGGGGGGCCCCUGGCUUCAGUGCUGGCCGGCCGGCCCAUGAUGUCGGCCGCGGCACCGAGAGGGAGAGCCCCGCCGCAGGGGACCCCUCCGAUGAUACCCGACCUCAGUCACCUCACCGAAGAGGAGCGACGACACAUCGAGGCCGUCAUGGCACGACAGAAAGAAGAAGAAGACAAAGAAAAAGAGAUUCUCAAGAAAAAACAAGACGAGGUAAAGCUCCUAGAGACGGCCAUUGGAAAACGGAACGAGGAACAGCGCAAGUUGGGAGCCGAACUGGAGGCGACCUGCCAGAUUUGCCUCAAGACCAAAUUCGCCGACGGCAUCGGUCACAUCUGCAACUACUGCAACGUCCGCUGCUGUGCCAGAUGCGGCGGAAAGGUGACCUUACGCUCAAACAAGGUCAUUUGGGUCUGCAUCCUGUGCAGGAAGAAACAGGAGCUGCUCAUCAAGACGGGGCAGUGGAUUCACGGGUCCCAACUCUUACCGCCCGACGGCAACAGACCCAGGCUGGAACGUGCCCACUCAGCCGAGAAAGACAACUACUCCUCGCAAGGAGGUGGCCCAAACCUUCCACCCCUUGUUCGAGGAGGUUCUCUUCAGCGCAUGGGAAGCCUACAAGGAAGAGAACUCCGGCGGCAGUACUCUCAGGAACCUCAGUUGUACCAGGACCGAAGGCGAAGAUCCGUGUCUGACCAACAAGAAGAGCUGGGAUCUCGCGUGUCCCAGCAGUCACAGUCGUCGGCAGUGUCUCACCAUCGGUCCAGGGAGCCUUCCCCGUCGCGGCUCGAUGACAGGCGGUGGAGUGGUGGUGGGACGACGAAAGUUCAUCAUCUGGAUCCGGGGGACGGUAGUCGUAGCAGGGGAGGGAGUGGACGACGGAAAGUGGAGUCGGUGGUGAGGAACGACUCACUGAGUUCGGACCAGUCUGAGUGCGUGCGGCCUCCUCCGCCCAAGCCGCAUCGGCACAAGAGGGGCAAGAAGCUUCGCCAGAGGUCACUCAGUUCGUCUGACGAUGAGAUUCGGUCCACGCCUGACUGCUCCAGUUGUGAGGAACAGGAGAUUGAGAGCGAAAGCGUCAGCGAGAAAGGUGACAAUCAGUGGCGCUCCAGGCCGGGUCCAUCAGUUGGCCCGCGUUGCGAUCGGCGCGAAGACCGAGUACCGGGCGGAUCCCAAAAGAAAACGGUGCGCUUCAACCGCGAGAACGGAUCUCGGCCCGAUCCGUUCUACUGGGCUCACGACGCGCUCACCAAAGACUCUGGCAUCGAUACCAGUAGUAGUGCCACUCUCAACGAGGAAAAUAACCACUAUAAGCACCCGGUGUCGUGGAAACCGUCCGCGGACAACACGAGGAUGCUGGGCCACAUGAUCCUUCGCAAGAACUUCCAGGACGGCGGCGGCUCAAGCGCUGCCAUCCUGGGACUCAAAGUGGUCGGUGGCAAGAUCCUCGACUCCGGAAAGCUGGGGGCCCUAAUAGAAAAAGUGAAGAAAGGCAGCAUCGCGGACACAAUCGGACACCUCCGACCAGGGGACGAAGUCCUCGAGUGGAACGGGCGCUCCCUGCAAGGCAAGACGUACGAAGAGGUGUACGACAUCAUAUCAGAAUCCAGACAAGACGUGCAAGUGGAGCUCGUCGUGUCAAGGCCACUCAGCGAUGCUGGAAGAGGAGACAUAUCGGGAAAAAACAUGAGAAGGAAUGUAUCUGGUCCGCUGCCAGCCGGAGUGACGAGGAGAGAGACGACGAGAAAGCACGACUACUCUGACCGACGGCCGAGCGUGAUGGUGACGCCCGGAUCGCCAACGCUGAGCCACCGGCCCCGGCGUUCUCCCAUCCUGGGCGGGCGCAUCCAGAUCAAACUCUGGUACGAUGCUCAAAGCCUCCAGUUAGUUGUUACCAUAGUUUGCGCCGCAGAGCUUCCACCACGCACCAAUAACCAAGCCAGAAAUCCCUAUGUAAAAAUGUUCCUCCUACAAGACAGAAGUGAAAAGAGUAAAAGAAGAACAAAAACCAUUGCCAAUACGAAUGAGCCCAAGUGGAACCAGACGUUCGUGUAUUCCCCCCUGCGACGAUCUGACUUGAAACGGCGAGCGCUCGAGAUCACCGUUUGGGAUUAUGAUCGGUACGGCGCCAACGAUUUCCUUGGAGAGGUGGUCAUAGAAUUGGCAUCCGCCCCGUUGGAUGGUGAUGGCGAGUGGUAUCUACUAAGUAGCCAUGAAGAAACGUUGAGUUCGCAUUAUAAAAGUCGCAACAUGUACCUGGAUACGGAAGGCGCCGGCAGUGUCACGUCCUCUGAGCACUUGUCGCCGCCUUCCACAAUUUCGCGGCUGUCUGACAGCGACAUGUCCGAGUUCGACUACGACGAGGUCAUCCCCAUCCUUAGAGAUCGGCGGGCAAGUAGCAUGGAAGGCGCCAGCAGCAUGGGAGGCGGUGGUCGGUGCAGUCCUACGAUGGGCUUUGUAGAAAGACCUACUCGGAGGGACAUGCCUCCGUCUCAUCGGAGGCAUAGGUCGGGCUCUGUUGUGGGCUCUAGGGAGCAACAGCAGCAGAUGGGGUACAGGGCACUUUCGGGUUCCCGCUCGAUGGGGGGAAAUUCUUCCAUGAACCGUUUCAUGCAGUCCAGCUCAAGGUCGCUCUCUCCACCGGAUAUAAGGCCUAGGUCACCUCUUCAGGAUGAAGCCAUGAUGAGCGGUCGCAUGUCUCACUCGCUGGGUGGCACGCCGACGGGCACACCAACGCCCAAGAAACGGCAACUGCCCCAAAUACCUCCGGGAGGCAUGCGUCGCGGUGGCGGCAACCGGGACCAGAUGACACUCGACCUGGAAGAGCGCGCUCGACAGCUCAAGCUGCGCAUGCAGAUGCAGCAGCGACGUUCUGGAACAAUGACCCCCGUGGGAAUGUACUCGGACAGCGAAGUGAGCUCCCGGCACAUGGUAGAGCACCGUAGUGGUUUACCUCCGAGUCACCUUCAUCGAGGCCGCAUGGGGGGCCCUCGCGGAGGCGGCAGCCGCCUGGCCGCGGGCCUGGGCUUAGGGCCGGGCCCUAUGCUCAGUCCAGAAGGCGCCGAGCCCGGCACGGGGGGCGCCGAGAGCGACGGCUCCGAGACCAGCUCCGUGUCCAAGUUCAGCGUCACCAGUGCCUUUUCCACGCAGUCCGAGCGGCCGCGCGGCAGUAGGACGCUCAGCGAGUUCACGUCGCGCAUCCAAAGUUACGGGCCCGUGCAUCCGGUGCGACCGUCGUCGGGCGCCAUGCUUGGUCGCAGCAACAGCGAAGGGGGUUCGGUGCACGACGACAAGGUGGACGGCAGCCUGUCGGAUACAGCCAUCGGGUCCAUGGUGGAGAAGGCCGCUACACGCGUCUAUCCUGGUGGGGGCCCUUCCUACUCCGGCAGGCGUGCUGCUACCUCCUCCGUCUCUGGUCACAAAAAGCGGCUAGGCUUUCGGCGCAAACGUUCGUCUACCUUCAGCAUUCAUCGGAGCGAAGAGGUGGCUCCGGACGAAGUACGGCAUUUAGUCCGCCAAGCAAGUAGUGUCUCGUCUGACGGAGAGGGUAGCUUGAGUGGAGACAGUACAACGUGGGUGCCUUCACUGAGGCUAGCCCCCGAAGGAGAGUUCUCUAACUUUGUGGAGGGGCUGGGGCCGGGCCAACUCGUGGGACGGCAGGCCCUGGCCUCUCCCAGCUUGGGCGACGUCCAGAUGAGCCUCUGCGACCGCAAGGGCCGCCUCGAGGUCGAAGUCAUCCGUGCUCGCGGCCUGCAACCCAAACCCGCUGCCAAGCUGCUGCCAGGUAUCAGAUUUUCUCCAUAUGUAAAAGUAUAUCUCGUCAACGGCAGGAAGUGUAUAGCCAAAGCAAAAACAGCUACAGCACGAAGAACACUAGAUCCUCUAUACCAGCAGCAGCUGAUAUUCAAUGAGGAUUACAGGGGAUGUGUCCUUCAGGUAACGGUCUGGGGUGAUUAUGGCCGAAUGGAGAAGAAGGUGUUCAUGGGCGUGGCACAAGUGAUGUUGGACGACUUGGACUUGACCAACAUCGUGAUCGGGUGGUACAAGCUCUUCCACCCGUCCUCGCUGGUGAACGUCGCAACGGGAUCCCAGGGAAACUCUCUCGUCUCUGUCGACAGCUUCGGUUGAAAAGGGCCUCGAAGGACAUUCAUCAUCGCCAACGGGACCGAGUGCCGACUGCAUUAAGGUGCUACCCUCGCCCACCAACCGGGGAAAAAAGGAGGAGCAUCUUCCCGUACUUUCCCCCUCGUAGCUCUCCACAUACCACAAACGACCAGUGGUGGUUUUUUCAUUCAAGGAGCGUUCCUUGCAGGAAAGCAUAUGAUGUGCUUGAGGAGAAAGAUGCUCAGAAAAAAAAAAAAAAAGGAAAAAAAAAAAGAUACUGUUUAUUCAUCAGUGAGGUCAUUUACACUGAGUUCUCUUCGGUCACUGGUUCGGACUUUCUUUUUGAAUUUCUCUCUUUCUGGAGAGAAAGUGCCUGUUAUGCUCUGUGCAUACGUCUGUUUAUCACGCCGUUUUUAAGCUCUGGUCCCAUCUCAUGAGAGACUUUUACCAUUAUCCACAGUCAUGUAUGAAAAAGACAUCAUCAUCACAUCUUGAGAAGAUUCUGCUUUGUUUUCACGUCGGUGGAAACUUUGGUCUUUCGUGGCUCAUUUUGAUAAUGUUGGUUGCAGUACUGUGAAGGAUGAUGUUGAUGCUCGUUCAGUUUGCUAUAGCUACGUCCAUUAUUAUUAUUAUUCUUUUUUUCAUUGCUUUCCCCCUCAUGACAUGCACAGUAUUCACCUCACGAGGUCCUACUUUUUUGUUCCUGCGAAGGAAUCCGCCAAAGCUCUACAACAAUUUUUCUUAAUAGAUAUAAUCCUAUACUGCCUGUGUAGGACAGAUAUCUCUAGAUCACUUUUCUCUUUGACAUACUAAUGCAGCUGCACCGUGGAAACAAAAGAAAUGACAAAUUACCCACCUGAGUGCCACCCAACAAACGAGAUGUCCUUUUUUUUCAAUCUUGCUGCUGCUGUUGCUGUUACUACUAAUCUUAAAUCUACGAUUCCUACCAUUACUACCACAAAUAGUAUCGAGAUGAAGUGUAAAGCGAAUACUCCCAUCAAAUCGACUCGAAAGAAUUGCAGAAGUGAAGACCCAUCACACCACAUCUAGCCACGCUGUACCUGGGGCAGUUCCUUUCGAAAAAAAAAAAAAAAACUUUUCUCUCAUGCCUUUUGAAAUUCUUCUAGAUUCAGAUAAGACUUCAUAGCACAUGUUUGCAAGAGAAGGCAAUGCGACGUCCUGCAUGUGAACUCCCCUGUCGAUACUUGCACACCAUGUGCUUUGUGAGCAUCUUUGUAGCUGUACUCAGUGAUGCUUAAACUAUUUUCGUUCGUCGCGCACUAGAGGGGAAAAAAAAAAGACACCAUCCCAUAUCACUGCAUAGGUUGUCCAUCUUUUAUUCCACCAGUCCUAUAUCCCUGAAAGAACGAAAAGCCUACAGAAUGCUACAGCACACAACAGGGUGUACUGCUCGGACACCAAACUUGAGAUGCACCUUCCAGAUAUAUUAGAGGAAAAAAGAAAAUUAAUAUAUAAAAAAAAUUAUUUGGAAUGCUGCAUUCUGAAUUUCUAACACUGUCUUGGGUGUAACGACAUGGAGCAGUGAAUACAAAAGAAAAUCAAUCAAUCAUAAUCAAAUGCAUGUCCACAUGUCAACGGGAGGAUAUGUGGAAACAUAUGUGGAAACUCUAUUGUGGGUGCAUGAAAACAAACUAACAGAUGAGGGACCUCUGAGCUCAGGAUACAAUUAAAAUUCACAUCAUUUGUUCUUUUGCCAUUAAUUAGUUGACUGAUUAAGUAAUUGAUUGCGACACAGUUGUCUGAAAUCAGCUCCCCGUGGUUUAUCCCAUCUCAAAUCUCGAGGUGUUGCAAGAUCAUUUAUUUCGAAUAAGAAACACGCGCUGCAUAUGGCCCACCUUUAAAUACAAUAUUGAAACAACAUUUUCGAUGACGAACAAGGAAAUAUGAGCUGCAAAACUACUGACAGGCGAUUUUGGACAACCGUGUCGCGAGCAGUACACAUUAAGGUCUUCACAGUAGAUGACAAAAUCCUCAAACUUUGCUCAGAUUAAUUUCUUUUCUAGCAUAUUUAAAACUCAUAGUACCCAUUACCCAGAACAAUUGCUUAAGAUUACCUAACAGCUCAUUUGUUACACAUUGAAUGUACUGACCUAAGUAUUAUUUUAUUUUUUUCUGUAGAAAGUGAAAUUUGACUCAAAUUUCUGCGUAGACAAUAACAGGACCGCCAGCAUGAAGCUCACUCAGCUCCAUUUAUUCAGCAAAAUGGGAAAAAAUGCAGGCUUCCUCUCCCAACUUGCACAUAGACCAACAAUGUAUUUAGCUAUUUGCGUACUACAUGCACACUUUCUCAAUACCACAGGCAUAGUAGCAAGAAAGGCGGUUUGUGCCUGUUCCUGAACGACCUUUGUGAAGGCAGAUAUUCAGCUCUAUCACUGUUACAUAAGAUAAUGUUUGUUUCUAUUAUACUCCUCCCUUAAAGUGCAUGAAUUAAUCUGAAAGGUUGCCGUGACGUAGGGAUAACAGUGUUAUUAUUGCGAAACAAUUCACGCUGCAUGCAUCAUGGCUAUCUAAGGAGGCAUUGCAGGGCAUCUUUGUUUCUUGGCACGUUUCUGGUUUAAAUUGGCAGAGUAGGUAAUCUGGACAGGGUUACAAAGUUUUGAGGCAUCUGUGGGCUGGGUUGUUUCACAUGGAGUACUAGGGACACGCGCUACAAGGCUUUUCUGGCCAACGAUAGGCAGCAUGGGACACAAAGUGUAGAAUUGCCUAGUCGUUUCAAAUACAGGGUCUUACCAGCCUUUGUAGAAGGUGGGCAAUGGCCACUACUAAAUUCCAUUAAUGCUGCAGUUUCACAGAAUAUGGCUUGCAAAGUGCAGUUUUGAUUGGCUGUAACUGAUUUUGGCUGAAUGUCAUAGCAUUGAAAGGCAAAAUUAGGACAGAACAUGAGAGUGGCAAGUUAGCAGCAGCACUACACAAUUUUAAAUAGAGUUGAUGAAUAGUAUAUCCUGCAACGAAAUCUGACAGAAAUCAACAACCAUUAUCAGGAAAAGAAGCCGUUAUGGACUACAUUUUUGCUAAGAAGAAAGUUCCCUAGUAAACUCUGACACCCUGCUGCUGCUGCUCGCAACCCGCAACAAAUUUACACCUUUCACUGAUCCGCUUAUUGGGCAAGUUUUUGUCCAGGGAAGCACGUGACAUAGCACAGAGCAGAGAACAUUGCUAUAUCAUUGUUUAAAGCAGCGUUCAAAUCAACCUUACGGAUGACUCUCAGAUAACCUAUUUCACCAAUUUAAAGUACGACGUAGAUGCCAGAAAAAAACGUUUGCUCUGACCCGUUAAAUGCCGACACUGUUGAAACGCCCAUGUGGGGCUCAUGUUCUUGUUCUGUUUUACUAACGUAUUUGUGCGAGAUGCUUCCUGCAGAAGGUAGAAUCACUCAAUGGCCCACCCGUUCAAGGUUGUGACUUUUGUACUAUGAUAGUUACUGCACUGUUGGAAGGAACAAGCAAGAUUCAUAGUUUAUUUUACUGCGACGUUGUUCAUGAAGAGCCUUUCGGGCGAGGUUUUCUCUGUGGAGGGCCUCCUGGGAGAUUGUGAUAUAUGCACAUCAUAUUCAUUUUCAAUGGCUGUAAUUUACAGGUGGGCUCUUGAGUGGCAAAAAGGAAGUGAAGGAAUGUGUUAGCAACACUGCGACAUAAACUACUCCUGUUGCCAUAUUCGUGCAACGAUGAAUUUUGGCCACGUCCUGGUCUUAAGGUCACGAAUAUUGGAAAAGCACUAACAGAAAAUAUGGUGCAGAAGAGAUACUAAACUCUAAGUCAGUCUCAGGGGAAAAAAAAAAUAUGAACGCGCAAUGGCACUGUACUUCUCGUGGUUUCGUUAAUGCUUUUGUGCCCUUUGCCAUUUUAAAGUGCAGAGGUGGUGACAUCUGAAGCAACAGAUAUUGCGUUCUUCCCCCUUCCCAUUACAAGAAGGAUCUAAAUACGAAAAAAAUGCAACAGAAAUGCAGUGCCUUUUGUAUUACAUCCUAGUUCUCUGCUCAGUAUCUCAUUUCUCAAUAGUUCUAUGGUGCACAGGGAUGCUUCAAAUCCAUAUUUCAAGGCCACAUAUUUUGGCAUUAGGAUUGAACUUUAAAUUGCAAUUUUUAACAAACACGGUAUUAAUUAUUCCAUCGCAAGACUGAAACUAACUCAGAGCAUGAAUACUGGGAAGUGACAAGUCUACCUGAUCGAACGUGUUAUUACAAUAUACUUAUGUUUUUGCAAUCACGUGCCAUGAAAUGCAGGAAGAUAUAAAGUACUGAAGGAAUAGCCUGAACGAAAAAAAAACAAAAAAAACUUGAGACAUGGGUUUCGCUACCAUUGAUCAACUGUGCAACUCAGCAGCAGCAUUCAAAUUACUCUAGCAUGGUGUGCAAAUGUUGCUUCUCAUGCAAAGCAGUGCAGCAUAAUCAAAAAGAGCUUCCUUGCUUUCGACAGUUUGUUUUUACUUUUUUCAAAGAGUCGCUUCGCCUUUGCAUUGCUCUUUUUGAACCUCCCAUACCUUGUCAAAUGUAAGUAAUGUAUAUUGUCUUUGCAUAACACACACAAAACAAUAAAAAGGAAAGCUGGAA